Messenger RNA from Penicillium cinerascens, 7932 nucleotides. RefSeq names its product type I polyketide synthase. Lineage: Eukaryota; Fungi; Ascomycota; Eurotiomycetes; Eurotiales; Aspergillaceae. The record is from RefSeq and is a predicted model, not a curated record. The transcript is spliced from 3 exons. Gene Ontology annotation, biological process: fatty acid biosynthetic process; secondary metabolite biosynthetic process. Gene Ontology annotation, molecular function: 3-oxoacyl-[acyl-carrier-protein] synthase activity; fatty acid synthase activity; oxidoreductase activity. The coding region runs from base 1 to 7932 and encodes 2643 amino acids.
AUGUCUGAAAAGCAUGAACCAGAGCCGAUCGCCAUUGUGGGCAUGGGCUGCCGUUGGGCAGGAGGCGUCCGUGAUACUCCUGGUCUCUGGGAAAUUUUGAUCAACAAGCGAUCUGGCUACCAAGACUGGGCCGAACCUCGCUUCUCGGCCAAAGGCUUUUAUCACCCGAACCCAGAGCGUCCAGGGACCACAGCUGCUAAGGGUGGUUACACUGUGACCGAGGAUCCUCGUCUUUUUGACCCCUCGUUUUUUGGAAUCUCCGGUCUUGAAGCAGAAACUAUAGACGCGUCACAACGCAAACUUCUAGAGGUGGUGUAUGAAGCCUUUGAAAGCGCCGGAGAUACCUGGGAGAGCGUCAAUGGAACACGAAUGGGAGUAUAUGUUGCCGACAUCUCAUACGAUAACUCAUAUGCACAAACACGGGACUGGGAGUAUGCAAGGCCACAUGCCACCACUGGCGUCUGCCACAAUAUUUUGAGCAAUCGGAUCAAUUACGUUUUUAACCUAUCCGGCCCAAGUGUCACUCUUGAUAGUGCUUGUACGUCAGCCUUAUAUGGCCUUCAUAUGGCAAUGCAAGCCAUUCGUGACGGAGACUGUGAUUCCGCUAUUGUGGCCACGGCCAAUUGGAUUAUGGACCCAGCCAUGCAGAUAGCCAUGGAUAAGCUAGGAGCAUUGUCCGGCACAUCCAUGAGUCACGCAUUCGAUGCUUCUGCGGAUGGCUAUGCGCGAGGUGAAGGAUUUGCCGCCAUAUACCUAAAGAAACCGGAGAAAGCCAUGAAGGAUGGCUCUCCUAUGCGCGCACUGGUUCGUGGGAGCGCUAUUGGCGCAAAUGGCCGUUCAAGCGGCAUCACCCAUCCCAGCGGUUCUGCCCAGGAGGCAAUCAUUCGGAAAGCGUAUGAGAAUUCUGGUCUGGACCCCUCACAGACACCGUUUCUUGAAUGCCACGGUACAGGUACGCGUGUCGGUGAUCCCCUUGAAGUUGAAGCGGCUGGGAAAGUUUUUGGACCUGGACGAUCGGACGCGCCUGAGGACCGCCUACUCAUUGGAUCCGUCAAGACAAACCUGGGCCACACCGAGGGAGCAGCAGCUCUUGCCGGGAUCUUCAAGGCUGUUCUCGCCUUGGAGGCUGGUGUUAUUCCGCCUAGCAUUGGAGUGAAGACCCUGAACCCCAGAAUCGACUUCGAGAAAGCCAAGGCUGAAGUUGUCACUGAGGUUAUUCCAUGGCCUGAAGGAAAGCUACGACGAGCAAGCGUCACAUCUGCAGGCUUCGGUGGUUCAAUUGGACACUGUGUCCUUGACCAUGUGAAUAUUUUAUAUCCGGAUUAUGUGAAGCCAGGACUUCUGGGCACCACAACGCUAAAUGGCAAUUCUACCGAACACUCUGCUCCCAAUAGAAAUGGUAUAACACCUGAAAAUGGGUCAAAUGGACAUACUAAUGGUCAUGCAAAUAGCCAUGCAAACGGCCAUGCAAAUGGCAAUGCAAAUGCUAUUGCAAGUGGUCACGUCAAUGGGAACAGCAACGGAAAUACGACAACCAAGCACGUUUCGAUUCUCCAACCUCAGACAAAGGCAUCAUCGGAUGCUAGCACUCGCCAACUUGUGCUUUUACCGUUUGCAGCGCAUAAAGAUGCCUCUCUCAAGUUGAAUAUUGAGGCUCUGUCUAGUGUCAUUGACCGACACUCCUUGGCAGAUGUUGCGUACACCCUAGGACUCAAACGGUCGAAGCUCUCCCAGCGAACCUUCCGUGUUGUUGAUAAAAUCGACCCCGCGCAAGGGCUCUUGAAUGACGUUCAAAAGACCUUCACAGCUGCGCCGGAGACAACAGCCCUGGGAUUCAUCUUUACGGGACAGGGAGCCCAGUGGCCUGCUAUGGGUGCCGAGCUUUUCGAAUACAAUGUAUUCCGCAUUUCCAUCGAAUAUUUAGACAGUAUUCUUUCGGCUGUUGCUGGAACUCGACCUUGGACUAUUGAAGAAGUGUUGUCGGGUAAGUCUGCGCCCGACCUAGUGCAAACGAGCGAAGUUUCGCAGACAGUAUGCACGGCAGUGCAAAUCGGCCUGGUGAACCUGCUCGCAUCUUGGUCUGUCUAUCCUUCUGGAGUGGUGGGUCACUCUUCGGGUGAGAUGGCAGCUGCAUAUGCUGCCGGUCGUGUCAGCGCCGCUGAAUCCAUUACAGCUGCGUACUACCGCGGCCAGGCUGUGUCUCAGAACAAACAACACGGUGCGAUGCUGGCUGUUGGUAUGAGUCUGGAGCAGGCUGCCAAGUAUCUUGAGGGCAUUGAGCAAGAGGUUAAAAUUGCUGCCAUCAACUCCUAUGAAAGUCUCACUUUGUCCGGUGAACAAGAGGCUGUCGAGAAGCUCUCAGCAGCACUCAAUGAAGAAAGAGUUUUCAAUAGACUGCUCAAGACCGGCGACAAUGCUUACCACUCACACCACAUGGUCGCACUCGGUGGAGAGUUCGAGACUUUACUCUCGGAGGGUCUGGCCCGUCUCCAAAGCCUAGGACUCCUCGAAAAGCAGGAUCGAUAUCCUUCCAUUCCAUGGGCCUCAUCAGUCACACCCCAUAAGGAAAUCACUGCAGAUAGCGUCCCGGUAGCUUAUUGGAGAUCCAAUCUUGAGUCUCCCGUUCGCUUCGCAGAUGCAGUUGCGAACUUAGUCCAAGACGAAAAUUUGAAUAUUGGAGCUCUGGUAGAGAUUGGACCGCACCCCGCCUUGAAAGGCCCCGUGAACCAAAUACUGAAAACUCUCGGGAAGACUCUCCCAUACACCGGGUCCCUCACUCGAGGAGAGGACAGUCGACGAUCCAUUCGGCAACUCGCUGGGUCGCUAUUUGGGAUAAAUGCAAAGAUCAAUUUGGCCGCGGUGAACGCCACAGACGGUACCAGUCACGAUAAGCCGGUCCUUAUACACGGUACUAUGGCUGUCGACCUUCCACCGUAUCAGUACGGCUAUGGACCAGUGAGCUACUAUGAGAGUCGCGCUAGUAAGGAGUUCCGCCUUCGCAGGGUGCAAAGGCACGACUUGAUAGGCGCCAAGGUAGCGGGCAAUGCAAAGCUUCGUCCUCAAUUCCGCAAUGUUCUCAGGAUGAAGGACUUACCCUGGCUUGGUGAUCAUCGUCUAAUCCCAGACGUAGUCUUCCCCGCAGCUGGCUAUAUGUGCAUGGCUAUGGUUGCCGCCUCGCAGCUCUAUGAGGAGUUCCCAGAUGCACUACCCAUCGUGGGCUUUUCUCUUCGCAAUGUGGACAUCAAGACAGCACUAAAAAUCCCCGAGGAUCAGCAUGGAGUGGAAGUUAUGCUGAGUUUGGAAUUGACCAGUGGAAGCGCUGCAACGUCUCCAUCCUGGACGAGGUUUUCUGUUAGCUCCGUCACUCGCGAUUCAGAGCAAUGGACCGAGCACUGCACCGGCCAGGUCAAGGUGGAGGUCUCCAAUAUCGUCGAAGCCAGCAAAUUGAGCCUGGGGACCGAGUCUCGAGCAGUGGAUUCGCGAGCGUGGUAUAAGACUUUUGCAUCCAUCGGACUCGGCUACGGGCCUGCUUUCCAAGCACUCUCAGCAAUUCGUGCAGCGCCCACCGAUAAUCUGGCGUCAGCCAGUCUCGGCCUGGAGACAACAGCUGGCAUGGUCAAAGGAGGCGAAUCCGUGUAUCCAAUCCAUCCUGCGUCAUUGGAUGCCAUGAUCCAGCUUGGCCUGCUUGCGUGCCACGGGGGACAAAUAGAACGGGCCACUACGGCAUUUGUACCCAUUCAUUUGUCGGAGCUGUAUCUAUGCAUCGGCAAUAAUGAGGAUCGGAGGACCGCCCUCGCUCAUGGAGAGUUUCGGGGCCAGCGAUCUGCCUACCUUCAGCUCCAACUACAGAGCCAAGCAGGCGAAUUGCUCCUGAAUAUUAAAAAUCUUCGCUGUAUCAGCUAUAUGCUGGAGAACAAAUCGCCCGAGGGCCGCAGCAAGGCGUACACCAGUCCAUUCAUGCGUAUGGUUUAUAGACCUGACUUCCGUGUGUUGAGCAACCAGCAGGCACGCGCUUUUUUCCCACCUCCGACAGAGAACACCUCCAGGGUCCCGAUUUUGGCUUCUCUUGAGAGUAUUGCUGCGUUCAUUGCUGUUGAUGUAUAUGAAAUGUUAAUCAGCGAGGCUGGCACCGAAGGCACUGAACCGGAUGCGUCAGGAACUUUGGAAUAUUACAUCUCAUGGUUAAGAAAACUUGUUGAUGAAUCUGGAUCACCCGAGAUGAUCGAAGCAAAAGCGCUGCCUCCUGCGCAGCGUGCUCAAAUGCUCAGAGAGCUUUACGGAAAGACCAGUGACAUACUCGAAGCGAAGGCUCUUUGGCGUCUGCAUGAAAGCAUGUCCGAUAUUCUGCAGGGCAAGAGAACCGGCGAAGAGGUCCUAGCGCAGGAUGGACUAUUGGCCGAUUUCUUCGAUGAUGCCCUAUUUCUCACUGGUGCCUAUCCCCAGAUCACAGAGCUCCUUGGCAGCAUCGGACAUGCUGAGCCUAACAACAAAAUCCUGGAGCUGGGGGGAGGACGGGGACGUGUGGCUGGCUUAGUGCUAGAUGCCCUUAGCAGCACCAACGGCAUCAAGCGUUACCAGGAUUACACCGUGACAGACAAAUCCGAGGCCACACUCCAGAGGGCUCAAGGCCAGCUUACCAGCUACCAGGAUGUCGAGUUCUCUGUGUUGAAUAUCGAGCAGGACCCACUUGAACAGGGGUAUGAACCAGUCUAUGACGUGAUUCUUGCCUCGCAGGUCAUCCACACGGCUUCGUCGGCUGUUACUGCUCUGAAAAAUGCCAGGAAACUACUGAAGCCUGGUGGCAAGCUCAUUCUUGCUGAGGUCACAGGAAAUAGCGCUUGGGUCGGGCUCAUCGGCGGUGCCCAGGCUGGCUACUGGCACGGGGUCGGGGAUGGACGCAUUGACAGCCCAUUCUUGGAUAUCAACGGGUGGAAUGAAGCCCUUAAGUCCGCUGGGUUUUCAGGAGUAGAUGUGUCUCUGGAUGAUUAUCCAUCCCCGACAGUGCAUUCGAAUGUCCUGGUUUCGACUCGCAUCAUCCCAGACACCUCUCCUUCGUCCGGGGAGGUCUGGCUGCUCCAUGGAGAGAUAAUUCCAGGCCUUUUGAAAGAGCUCGCAAAUAAGCUGGGGAGUCGCAACUUGGUCACAAAGACAGUGCCGCUAGAUAGCGUCCUGACCAAGCUGCCUUCCGAUGCACGAGUGAUUGCCUUCUUAGAUGACGAGAACUUAUUGUUGGAUGCCAGUGACUCUACCUUGGACAUCUUCAAGUACCUCACACACAACACGGCUAGUAUGGUGUGGUUGACAUCAACUGGCAUGGCUCAGGGCCGCAGCCCCGAUGGAGCAGUGGUAGGAGGCCUCCUACGCACGAUCUCAACGGAGGCACCAACAGGCCGCUUCUUCUCUAUCGACAUCGAUGCGGAUCACUUCAAUGUCGGAGAAGCUGAUACAAGCGAGCUGAUUCGGACUCUUGUGGACAAGGAACAAGAACUUCAGCGGCCGAAUGAUGACCAAAGUGAAGAUCGCGAGUUCGCCUGGCACAGUGGCUGCCUGUGGGUGAGUCGGCUGGUGCCCGAGGCUGCGUUGCACGGAUAUGCAGAGCGCGAUCAGAUGCCACCAACUCACCACGCCCAGCUCUUGCCUCUUGACAGCCAUGAAGCGGUGCGCGCCGCCUUUGAGACGCCAGGAAUGCUGAGCUCGCUGUACUUCAAGCCUUACACCGAGCUGACCCAGCCUCUUCCGCGGGAUUCGAUUGAGGUCAAAGUUGCCGGCGUGGGCCUGAAUUGGAAGGAUCUGGCCCUCGCAACGGGUCGCUUUGAUAUGAACAACCUUUCUUCUGAAUAUUCGGGUGUCAUCACCAGCGUCGGCGCGGAAGCAGCUUCUCGUUUUGCCGUGGGCGAUUUGGUAUAUGGUCUAGGCGAGGGCCACUUUGGCAACUAUACGCGCGUGCCUGGUGCCCUUGCGCAGAAGGCGCGUGAUGGAGACGAUCUGCUCGGGAUGGCUACAAUGCCGGUCGUCUUCAUGACGGCUGUAUAUGCAUUUGAGCAUCUGACACGUCUGCGCCGGGGCCAAAAAGUUCUGAUCCAUUCUGCGUCCGGUGGUGUCGGUCUCGGUGCAAUCCAAUUGGCACAAGCCAAGGGGGCAGACGUUUAUGCCAUGGUCGGUACGCCAGAAAAAGUGCGCUUUUUGGUCGAAGAGAUUUGCCUACCGUCUUCGCAUGUAUUAACGCGUGAGCCGGAAGAGUUGGCGCGAGCCACCGUUGCCACUGAUGGCUUUGAUGUGAUUUUGAGUACAGCCCAGGAUGACGGGUUGUAUGAAUCCAUCAAUGCGCUUGCCCCCUUGGGCCAUCUCAUUGAUCUCAGUCGAUUGGAUGUCAAUGGUGCCAGGGAGAUUGGUCUGGAACUGUUCCAGAAGAGUGCCAGCUUUUCGUCCUUCGAUCUCGCUCGGCUGGUGCGCUGUGACCUGGGGCUUGGAGCUGACCUCAUGCAAGCUGUGGAUGAGCACUAUCGGGCUGGCAACAUCCGUCCCAUUCAUCCUAUGACAGUCUCAGAUAUCUCUCAGCUGGACCAGACGCUUCUCGGUUUCUCUAAGGGAACUCAUGUUGGUAAGCAAGUCGUGAGCUUCCAGGAUUCCAACACACUCGUCCGGAUGGUGCCGGCAUCCCCGGCGGCCCGAUUUGACCCCGAAGCUUGCUAUGUUGUCACCGGCGGUCUGAGUGGUUUGGGACGGUCGAUCAUCCAAUGGAUGGGCAGCCGAGGUGCUCAAGAAAUUGUAGUCUUGUCUCGUCGUGGUCCUCAAGCUCCAGAUGCUCAGACACUCGUCGAUGCUCUAUCCAAGCGCGGGGUGCGUGUCCACCCUGUCGCCUGUGAUCUGAGCAGCUCGGAGCAGGUUGUACGUGCCAUCAACGAAGCAUCAUCUAUUCGACCCGUCAAAGGGAUCGUUCACUGUGCGGUUUCCUAUCAGGACAUUUCCUUCCACAAGAUCUCCCCCGCGGGCUGGCGUGAUGGUCUCGCUGCCAAAGUGAGUGGAACAUGCAACCUGCACGAGGCCUCGAAGGCUCUCCAACUGGAUUUCUUUGUCAUGACUACUUCAAUCCUCUCCGUCCUCAGCUUCGCAACUCAGGGUGCCUACACAGCCGCCAACAAUUUCCAGGAUCAGUUUGCGCGCUAUCGCAGCCGCCAUGGCCUUCCCGCUACAGCCGCCCAGUUCGGAUUGGUCAACGAUGUUGGUCACCUUAGCGCUGAUGCCCUGACACUCGACUUGAUGACUCGGAAUAAGGUUCUUACCGUGCCAGAAAGCUACUUCCUUCGCCUUCUCGAACCAGCGUUCCUCGGCGAUGUUGGCUUGCAAUCCACCGGGGCUGAAGUUGACCCAUUAGCAGCUGCGACAUAUGUGACCUACAUGGACCCGGCGCACAUGGCCCAGAAGGAGCGAGAGAAUAGCGAAAUGGGAGUCCGCAGUGCAGCCCAGCCACGAUGGUACGGCGAUGCGCGGGUAUCGCACGUAAUUCGUGGAUUUGAGGACGCGAUGCGCCAUAAUCAAGGAGAUGAGAACACCGCAUCCACCGGAGACUUGGAAAGUGGAAGAUCAGCCACUGCACGAACUCGGCGCGAAUUUGAUGAUGCAGUUCACAAAGCAAGGACUACUUCCGACGGAAAUGAAAAGCUUGAACUGCGCGCCUUGGCGCUGCAGCUUACCUCAAGUUCAAUUGCCACCACAGUCGCGACAAUGCUGCUGAUGGAUAUAUCAGCUGUCAAUACGGCUCGCGCUGUGUCUGAUCAUGGCGUGGAUAGUCUGAUUGCGGCAGAGCUACGCAACUGGUUCCACUUGGCGCUGAGAUCCAAAAUCAGCAUGGUAGAUCUGCUGGAUCCACGUACCAGUAUCAAUGCCUUGGCAGCAAAGGUGGUUGAUGCUGCUAUGAAUUUUCAAGGGUGA